UUCUCACAAAGUAAAACUUUGAACAGAUGUCAUUGUAAACGGUCAGCAUUGCUUGGGAAAAAAUCUCUUUUUCACUUUAAGGAAAAUGGCUAACUACUGAUCUCCAAAUAAUCUGAGCAACCAUCUUCCAGGGGCUUGCUACAGUGGUGAGGUGAGCCCAUUGAGAAGUGAGGUUAGGAUCAACUUCCGUGAUACAUCUUAGUGGAAGUAAACAUUUUCUCUCGCUGAACUUAUUUAGAUAGUCUUUUGCAUCCUAUUGGGGAUAAUCUUCACAGCCUCCAUGGCCUUUCAAAUUCUCCUAGAUCAAAUUGGAGGUCUGGGAAGAUUUCAGAUCCUUCACACCAUUGUUCUUCUGACCAUUUGUAUCAUGGUGAACCCUCGUGUUAUGUUGGAGAACUUCACUGCAGUUGUUCCAAGUCAUCGUUGCUGGGUCCACGUCCUCGACAAUGAAACUGUCUCUGGUAAUGACUCUGAAAUUCUCAGCAAAGAAGCCCUUCUGAGAAUCUCCAUCCCACUGGACUCAAACCUGAGGCCAGAAAAGUGUCGUCGCUUCAUCCAUCCUCAGUGGCAGCUCCUUCACCUAAAUGAGACGUUUUCAAACACAGUCAAGCCAGACACAGAGCCCUGCAUGGAUGGCUGGGUGUAUAACCAAAGCUCCUUCCUCUCCACUAUUGUGACUGAGUGGGACCUGGUAUGUGAAUCUGAGUCACUGAAUUCAGUGGCUAAAUUCGUAUUCAUGGCUGGAACACUCGUGGGAAGCAUCGUGUUUGGUUAUUUGUCAGACAGGUUUGGAAGGAGUUUAAUACUCAAGUGGUGUAUCUUCCAGCUCGCCAUUGUUGACACCUGUGUGGCCUUUGCUCGCACCUUCCCUAGUUACUGCUUGCUGCGCUUCUUGGCUGGGAUUUCUACCCCAGCCAUCAUGGCAAACUGUUCUAUACUCAUUAUAGAAUGGGUAGCUCCCAGGUUCCAAGCCUUGGGAAUGAUACUAGGAGUCUGCGCAUUUAGUGCUGGACAGGUACUCCUGACAGGCCUGGCUUAUGCCAUUCGUGACUGGCGCACCCUCCAACUGGUGGUUUCUGCGCCAGUAUUUGUCCUUAUUUUCUUCUCAAGGUAUCUGACAGAGUCAGCUCGGUGGCUGAUUAUUAACAACAAGCCAGAGGAAGGCUUAAAGGAACUUAAGAAAGCUGCAUGCAGGAAUGGGAGGAAGGAUGUUGGAGACACCUUAACUGUUGAGGUUCUGAAGUCCGCCAUGAAGGAAGAGAUGGACUUAGCACAGACAAAAUAUUUUCUGUGUGACUUGUUCUCCACACCCACCUUACGUAUGAGGAUGAUUUCUACAGCCUUUGUGAGAUUUUCAAUCAUAAUGACUUAUUAUGGACUGGCUUUCCACAUCCAGCACCUGGGAAGCAAUAUUUUCCUAUUGCACUGUCUGUUUGGGGCAGUCAACCUUCCAGCCAGUUAUGUUGCAAAUUUAACACUGAAUCACAUGGGCCGUCGAUCAACCCAGACCCUUUCCAUGUUUCUACAGGGACUCUGCCUUCUGGUCAUCAUAUUUAUUCCUCAAGAAAUGCAGAUCCUGCGUGUGGUUAUAUCAACUCUCGGAGUAGGAUUUUCCUUUGUAGCUGUCAUUGGUUCCUUUGUCCAUGGAAAUGAACUGUUCCCUACUGUAAUCAGGGCAACUGCUUUAGGAACUGCUGGAAUUUUUAGUAGUCUUGGGGCAGCUGUGUCUCCCCUCCUCAUGAUUCUAAAGAUAUAUUCUCCACUGCUGCCUUGGAUUAUCUAUGGAAUCUUAUCCAUCCUUGCUGGCCUUGUUAUCCUCCUCCUUCCUGAAACCAGGAAUCAACCUCUGCCUGAUACCAUCCAAGAUGUGGAAAAAAAUUUUCAUUGUAUUUGUCCUAGGAAAAAAGUCUCAAGAAAUGCAAAGGAGGAAGAUGCCUUCAUUAAAGUGACACGGUUUUAAGAAAUUCCAGGAAACAAUCUCUGAUCAGAGAACAAGAUAAAGGAGAAACGUCAGUAUCAUUGCUAGAGACCAGCAAAAUUAGGAAUACAAAUAAGUAGAUAUGAUUUUUUAAAAAGGAUCCCAUUUACAAUUGUAAUACUUAAGUACUAUAUAUAAAGUACCCAGGGUUAAUUAUAAAAAGUUUAAAGAAAGUCAUAACACCUUAAAGAGAAUCAUGAUAGAAUACCUGUAUAAUUGUAGACAACCUAUUUCUGAAUAGGGAGAUAAACUAGCUUUAAGUCAUUUUUCCCAUUCUAAUGAUAGAUAUACAGAAAGAGGAGAAAACGCAUUUGUCGGUUCUAUUAAAUACUAAUAGCUCCUACGGUACAGUUCUCUUAUCACCUAUCUGUAAAAAUACCCUGGGUAUUGACAUACUAUUUGGACAUACGCUGCAAAUGUUGGUAGGUGAUUUUAUCCUUAAUCAGACUUGUUAAGGCAAUUUUAUGAAAAGAGGCAAAAAGGAAACCUUUACUUCCAUCACCUAAGUUUAUAGUAAAAAUUACUAUUCUGGAGGACUUAAAAAAAUUAUAGUCACUACUCAAGCACUGGAAAAGGCAAAUGUAAUCAGGUCUACACAGAGCCCUUUCAACAGCCCUUUGUGGCCAUUAGGAAAAACAAAACAACAAAACCUGACAGCACCUGGCAUAUGACAGUGGACUACUGAGAAUUAAAUAAAGUGGCUCCUAACAUUCAUACAGAGGACAUUAGUGGGAAACGGAUAUGGCUAUUACCUGUUGACGAUGACAUGUAUAGUAUUCUCAACUGGAUUGGUCUGAGAAAUAUUUCAUGAUGGGUAAAGUCUUUUUACAAGCAA
Tupaia belangeri chinensis (Chinese tree shrew) is the source of this 2813-nucleotide messenger RNA. Its product is annotated as solute carrier family 22 member 9. The record is from RefSeq and is a predicted model, not a curated record. Gene Ontology annotation, cellular component: membrane. Gene Ontology annotation, biological process: transmembrane transport. Gene Ontology annotation, molecular function: transmembrane transporter activity. Bases 281 to 1960 code for a protein of 559 amino acids. Lineage: Eukaryota; Metazoa; Chordata; Mammalia; Scandentia; Tupaiidae. The transcript has 10 exons.